GCUAGCGUCACUUCCGGGGUGCGCGGCUGCCGCUUUUGGCCUGCGCGUUCGGCUUCUUGCUCAACUGCCUGUCACGGGGCUCGGGGUCCGGAGCCUCCUUCGCGCGUGCAACAAUGGAUGUAGCAGUUCCUGAUGCUUCUGAGAAGCGUAUAAUCAUCCACUCACAAGUUCACAGAGAUACUAUUCUGGCCAGUUUUGAAGAACAGAGGAGAAAAGAUUUUUUGUGUGAUAUCACUUUAAUUGUAGAAAAUGUUCACUUUAGAGCACACAAAGCUUUACUUGCUGCCAGCAGUGAAUAUUUCUCCAUGAUGUUUGUUGAUGAGGGAGAGAUAGGCCAGUCGAUCUAUAUGCUGGAAGGAAUGGUGUCAGAUGCUUUUGGUGCGCUCUUGGAGUUUAUCUACACUGGUUCUCUGCAAGCUAGUGAAAAAAGUACAGAGCAGAUUUUAGCCACAGCUCAUCUCCUCAAAGUGAACGAUUUAGUAAGGGCUUACACAGAACAGGAGAAGAAUUUUAGCAGCACAUUAUCUGCCACGCCUACUAAUGGGGGCACAGUAGCUGCCUUGACAAAUGACAAGAAAAGUGAAGAUCCACCAAAGCGAAAACGUGGAAGACCAAGAAAAGUGAAGAAUAUCCAAGAGGAAAAGCUUGGGAUAUCUGUUGAAGAUGCUCAGUUAAGAGAGAACAACUCUGUUCAUAAUAAGCAAAACUUUAUGGAUAAAGAUGCUGUGGUGGAAGACAGAGAUUCCAAUGAGGAGGUUCCUGUAAACCGAGAAGCAAGAGAUACUGAUCAUGCUUGUAGUUCAGAUGCUGCGGUGAGUGUCUCCACUGAAAAAGAUGAGAACUAUGAUCCUAAAUGCCAAAGUAUACAGGCCAGUCAGAGUCGUUACAGCAAACGAAGGAUACAGCGGUCUAUCAAGCUAAGAGAUUAUAAACUUACUGGUGAUGAAGAGGACAAUGGGCUGAAAAAGAGACAUGAUAGGAGAAGAAAACGUACAGGUUCUGAAGUUGAGUGCAAAGACUGUGGGAAGGUAUUUAAAUAUAACCAUUUUUUAGCUAUUCACCGAAGAAGUCAUACGGGGGAGCGCCCGUUUAAGUGCAGUGAAUGUGGUAAAGGCUUUUCCCAGAAACACUCUCUCCAAGUUCAUGAGCGAAUGCAUACUGGAGAACGGCCAUACACUUGUACUGUUUGCAGUAAGGCUUUAACAACAAAACAUUCACUCCUGGAGCACAUGAGCCUUCAUACAGGUCAGAAGGCUUUUACUUGUGAUCAGUGUGGAAAAUACUUCAGCCAAAAGAGACAACUUAAGAGUCAUUACAGAGUUCACACAGGCCAUUCUUUGCCGGAAUGUAACCUGUGUCAUCGCAAAUUCAUGGAUGCAGCUCAGUUAAAGAAACAUUUAAGAACACAUACAGGUGAAAAGCCAUUUACAUGUGAAAUUUGUGGCAAGUCCUUCACAGCAAAAAGCUCUCUCCAGACUCACAUAAGAAUCCACAGAGGAGAAAAACCUUACACAUGCAGCAUUUGUGGGAAAUCCUUUUCUGAUUCCAGUGCCAAGAGGAGACACUGUAUCUUACACACUGGCAAAAAGCCCUUUUCUUGCUCGGAGUGCAGCGUGCAGUUUGCGCGCCUAGACAAUUUGAAGUCACAUUUGAAGAUCCACAUCAAAGAAAAGCAGCUACAGGAAGCAAGCAGUGCUCCCCACAGCAGCAGCAGCAGCAACACCACAGACGAAGUCAGGAACAUUCUUCAGUUGCAGCAGUAUCAACUCUCCACUUCUGGAGCGCAGGAGAUCCAGCUGCUGGUCACAGAUUCUGUGCACAAUAUCAAUUUUGUGCCCAGCCAUAGCGAAGGUAUUAGUGUUGUCACUGCAGAUGGCACCCAAAAUGUGAUGACGGACCAUGCAGGCAGUCUUACCCUUCUCACUCAGCCACCCCAGCAGCUACAGAACUUGCUCCUUUCCACCCAGCCAGAGCCAGCAGACCAGAUUCAGAAUAUUAACAUUGUGAGCAGCCAGAUGGAGCCUCCACAGGCUGAGCAAGUGCACGUCAUCACGCUCUCUAAAGAAGCCCUGGAGCAUCUACAUGCCAAUCAGAAUCCAGCAGAAGUGCUCCAGAUCACCACAGGAACAUCACAUCCAAGCCAGCACCUGCAGGUGCCUCAGGAACCUAGCCAGGAGUUUCGCAUCAGCCAAGCUACAGUCCUACCUCCUCAAAUGAGCAAGGGACAGACUCAAACUGUACAUGUCUCUGAAUCACCUCAGCAGUCUCUGACUGUAGGCCAGUCAUCUGAUGAUCAUCAUAUUGAGAGGCAGACUUUUUAAAAUAAGGGUUGUUUUGCUUCUUUAUUUAUUUCUCAAAAGUGAAAUGACGUCAAACCAAGUCAUAUUUCAUCUAUCUAUUUAAGAUUGCAUUUUGGUAAUACUGAUGGUUCACUUUAUUGUAAAGCUGAGUAUUUUUUAUUUUUAUGUUUUCUUAACUUAAAUAUAUAUUGAUAGGGUGAUUUCAUAGUCAAGACCCAUGCCUAUUUUGCCUGAACUGCAAUAAUUAUUGAGAUACUGUUGGUGGGAUCCAACCAUUUUAGCUGUUUCAGUGGAAAAGAGCUUUUCACUUGCUCCCAUUUAAGCUGAUUGGAUGUAAAAAUUAACUUCACCUGGAUCAUGCACUGUAUAAUUAUGUGCUUGUGUUCAGAGUUCUACUUUGCUCUUGGAUAUCUACAGAGGAAUUAUUUUCUUUUUCCUUCCUUCCUUCCUUCCUUCCUUCCUUCCUUCCUUCCCCAUGAAAAAGUAGUUGUGCUUAUUUAUGUGCAUUACAAUGGCAAGCCGGAACAUACAUAUUGCCAUUUUAUAUGUGCAAAUACAUGUGCAAUAUUGCCAGUUAAACCACAAUUUCCAAUCCAGUUUUAAAAUUUGUCUCGACGUAUAAGCAUAUGUGUGUAAUUUCAAAAGGAUGGAAGUGUAAAGUUGGACUUCUGACCACGUGUAGACAGGCCAUCCUGAAAAGUGCCACCUACAGGCUUAAAGAAAAUUGUUUUUCUUGUUUGGGUUUUACAUUAGGCUUUGCCGAUUCAAUUCAUGAUUCACCUCUAGUUGUAUAUAGGCCUAAUUCAAAUUCAACAGUAAGCCAUGGUUUAUUAGACCAACAAGUGUUGUGACUGUGUACCCCUCUCUUCCAUCCUAUUUUCUCUCUUGCAUCUUGAUGCAAUGCAUAUGGGAUUUCUUAAAUGACAGUUUCUGAUUAUGAACUCGGACACAGUUGUUUAAGCAGCGGGGAGGGAACGUGAAGACAUAGCAUUCAUUCUCAGUCUGCUAAACGACUGUUUUACUGGACCUGAAAUAGACCAUAGUCUAGUUCUGCUUGUUGUGGAGAGGAAUUCAUAUUCUACUUCAAUAAUACACUGUUGGCAGAUAGCCACUCUCUGAUAAACAUUUUAAUGUGCAUUUGGCCUCUGCUUUUUCAUUUCUUGGUCCAGCUUGCACAACAGUUUGCACAUCCAACCCCAUUCUUCUGGGAGGUUGGAAGUAAAUCUGAUACAAUUGACCAUAAGGAAGCUUCAACAGCAUUGUCUGCACCAGUGGAAUAAUACUAUCAAUGUGGGAAGUAGAACCUUCCAGGUUAUCUUGGCACCCUUGUGUUAUCCAUGCUUAACGGUUGGAUGUGGUGCUAAGCUGUGUUAAGGAGAGGUGCUUUUGACACAGCCAAAGUUAAGGACAAAUCUUAUGUCAUAUCAUGUCUGCAAUCACCCAUGUACCUAUUCUCUGCAAUACGGUGGGCACAAAAAAUGUGUCACUUGCAAUCAGUGCAUCUUUUGACUGUUUUUGUCAUGUUACUCACUUUUACCCAGAGACCAUGCGGUGAUGCAUAUGUGGAGCUACACAAUCAAAUCCUCCUCUUCACUACCGUGGAGCAAUGUGUCCAGAACGCCUCUCUGUGAACACACACACACACACACACACACACACACAGAGAGAGAGAGAGAGAGAGAGCGAGCUGUCCUGUCUAGUGAAGUAAAUACAAAAGCCUUGGGGAGUGUAGUAAGGACCCUACCACAAAUUGCUGGUAUUACAUAAGAAUGUUCCUUGUGUAAACAUUCAAACAUGCUCCUCUUACAAAGGUGAUAUAAUGUGAUGAUGAGAAUAAGCUAUUAAUAAUCUUUGAUUCAGUUACUCACUCUGCCGAUAUUAUAUUUAUAGCCAAAUCGUAAACUUUCUGUGCCUUAGCUUUUACAACAGAAAAGCUUUUACAGCAAAAAAAAAAA
This is a messenger RNA of Podarcis muralis (Common wall lizard), 4255 nucleotides long. RefSeq names its product zinc finger and BTB domain containing 24 (gene ZBTB24). Gene Ontology annotation, biological process: regulation of transcription by RNA polymerase II. NCBI's taxonomy places the organism in Eukaryota, Metazoa, Chordata, Lepidosauria, Squamata, Lacertidae. The record is from RefSeq and is a predicted model, not a curated record. Gene Ontology annotation, molecular function: DNA-binding transcription factor activity, RNA polymerase II-specific; protein binding; RNA polymerase II cis-regulatory region sequence-specific DNA binding.